CCUAAGAUCAUAGGCCAUCUCUGAUUAUCAGCUCUCUAUCAGUUGUGCCUGAAGCCUAAACAGACUCGUUUAACUUCCGACCAUAUGCUUAGCAUCAACCAGAGAACAUGACAAACACCAGCCUUUAUGAAUGGCUCUUUCGAUGAAAAAGAAGCGAUCCUUUGCUCAUUCACAACAGUUUUGUGCGAAGAUGUGCUUUCAAGAUCAAAAUAUCAAAAACAUGACUGAUUCACCGGUCUCCUGGCCCAUUCCCAUGAGGGCUAUUGGAGCUCAGAAUCUGCUCACCAUGCCAGGAGGAGUGACCAUAUCUGGAUACCUGCAUAAGAAAGGAGGCAGCCAGUUCAGCCUAAUGAAAUGGCCUCUUCGGUUCAUUAUAAUCCACAAAGGCUGCAUCUACUAUUUCAAGAGCAGUACUUCUGCUGCGCCACAAGGUGCAUUCUCACUCAGUGGCUAUAACAGAGUCUUACGGGCAGCAGAGGAGACCACAUCUGGCAAUGUUUUCCCUUUCAAGAUUGUCCACUUCAGUAAGAGACACAGAACGUGGUAUUUCUCAGCGGCGAGUGAGGAUGAGAGAAAGAAAUGGAUGCGAAACUUAAGAAAAGAAAUAGACCAUUAUAAUGGUAAAAGAAAAUCUGACAUUCCAAGUAAUGACUUAGAUGACUACAUUCCAAUUGAAGAAACUCUGGAAAUCAAUGAAAGUGAUAAUGAAGAUGAACCAGAUUAUGAGGUGCAAGAUGAAGACAGUAAUGAAGAGGACGUAGAACACAAUGGAUCCUCAGAGUUACCUGGUAGACUGCCAGUUCCACCUCCACCUUACCCACCACCCCCUGUCCCUGACCUGCCUAGAUACAGCCGCCACAUCAAGGGCCCGCUACCUCCACUUCCUCCUCCAUUCAAAAAACCUUCUUCCUGCUCAACCAAAAACAAUGGUCCUCCACCACUACCACCUGCCCCACAUCUAAAGAAACCAGAUAUGCACCAGCCAACCAAAGGCCCCAUGAGUCCAAUGCCCCCUCCACCUCCACUGACCAGCACAAAACCUUCAUUGGGCACCUUUUCCACAAUGCCCAUUUGCGAGAAGAAGCCCAAUACAUCUGUCAUGGGGAAUAAUUUACUCAUCAUAGAGAACUUGCAGAAAGUGCUCUUGAAUGCUGAAAAUAAGCCACCCAUUCCCAGUCACCACCUGGGGGGCAGGUCCACCCCAGAUCACAGGACAGUUUCACCACACCUGUCAACUGCUUUGAGUCACGAACCUUCUGGCCAGAUACUGAAGCCACCAGUACCAACCAAACCCAGAAGACCCUCACUCCAAAGAGCAUCACCAGAUGGACAGAGUUUUCGCUCCUCUGUAGAAGAAAACCCUUUGAAGAAACGAGCGCAGGGGAGAAAUAGCGAAGACUCAGAUGAUGACUAUGAAAAUGUUCAAUUGCCUCCCUCUGUCUUUGUGGACAUGACAGAGACCAGUAGUGUUGAAAGAUUAUUUAAGGAGACAUACUUCCCUCAGAAUGGUCUCUACUGCAUCCGAAAAUCAGGAACUGGGAAGACAUCCCAGGUGCUGGUUGUUUGGGACACGGGUAUAAACAAAGCCAGAAACUACAGGCUCUUUGAGGAGGAGCAGAGGGUUUACCUGGAGACAGAUAUCACUUUCCCUUCUUUAGCCGCACUGGUAGAGCACUACUAUAUUCACCCACUGCCCAGCAGCACCAACUCUCUGCCCAACUACUCCCUGUGCUUAAAUGUGCCUUAUGGAUACAACACACCCAGGUGACAUCGGCCCCCUUACCUGUGCUGAAACCAUGCACAAACUAAGCUUCGGUGCUUUGACCUACUUCAGACUGCUGCAGACAGCUCUCUCUGCUGGUCAUAAAGACUUAACACAUGCGAGUGGACCAUGAAUAAACUCAAUGUAUCACAUGAGGACGAGUCACUGGUUUGUUACAACUACAUACAUAUGGAAAUCAGAGUGAGGUCAUAACACAUUGAUUGAAAGUCUUAUGAAUAUUCAGGAGCCUUCAUGUUUUAGUUUGAGUUCAAACUACUUUUACUGCAUUGAGUCAGUACACAGAUGUGUACAUACUGCAGACUGGGUGAAUCUCAUAAAACGUGUCAAGAACAUGUCCAGGUCAUAUUUUACGACAAAAUCAGAAGUAAGAAAUAUUCAAUUAGAUCGUUUUUUUUUUUCAUGCAAAACAUUUGGAGUGAAAUAUGACUCCAACAUGAUUCUGAGAUAUUCACCUGACUAUAUGGGAACUUGUUGUUGCAUAACAGAGUUUGUCACAGGAUUCAAAAGUACAGUAUGUGAUGGUUUUGUCAGUCAUCUUUAUAACAUGUGAUCUAAAUAAUAGGAUCCACAGAACGCUACAUCACUGAAAAAUUGAUUUUCUAAUUGCAUUGUUAAUAUUCUUAUGGUUAAGGAUUAUUGUUUUUAUUACCAACAUAAAAAAGCCUCAUGAAUGUGACUGCAAUAUUUCAAUCCUGUAUAUUGCUGAUAUUGUAUAGAGUGUAUUAUAUUGUAUAUUAUACAUAAUUUAAUAACUAGAUGUCAUGUCACUUUUCUACUUUCAACACUGUGCAUGCCUGCGAGAGAAAUUACAAUCUUUCAUAGCACAUUGAAAAUAAAAUAAACUAUUGUAUAGCACUUAAUAA
This is a messenger RNA of Myxocyprinus asiaticus (Chinese sucker), 2646 nucleotides long. RefSeq names its product SH3 domain-binding protein 2-like. The transcript is spliced from 13 exons. Gene Ontology annotation, molecular function: SH3 domain binding. Bases 131 to 1768 code for a protein of 545 amino acids. Gene Ontology annotation, biological process: signal transduction. The record is from RefSeq and is a predicted model, not a curated record. NCBI's taxonomy places the organism in Eukaryota, Metazoa, Chordata, Actinopteri, Cypriniformes, Catostomidae.